This is a messenger RNA of Penicillium atrosanguineum, 1320 nucleotides long. Its product is annotated as putative integral membrane protein. The transcript has 7 exons. Lineage: Eukaryota; Fungi; Ascomycota; Eurotiomycetes; Eurotiales; Aspergillaceae. The coding region runs from base 1 to 1320 and encodes 439 amino acids. The record is from RefSeq and is a predicted model, not a curated record.
AUGCGUUUCCUAAAAGCAGUUGCCUUAGGCGUCGCUAUUUUCACCGGAAAUGCGAUCGCAGGAAUGACACAGCUGGAGGCUGUCUUACCCGCCUGUGCGCUGAAAUGCAUGACUUCUUCGGCUGCAGUGUCGUCCUGCGCAAUUACAGAUCAAACAUGUCUCUGUACCGAUGCCACUUACACCGCUACCUUGGAGGAGUGUGUGGUCACUAGCUGCACAAUUCGGCAAUCUUUGAGUACUUUGCCACGUCUAUCUCUGCUGGGUUCCCUUGCUGACGCAAAAGCUACGAAAAAUGUCACGAUCACAGCAUGUGGAGCUCCUAUUCGCGAUCGAACACAUGUUGUUUCUUAUGCAGGCGUUGCAGGAGGUAUCAUCGCUCUACUCGCCUUUAUUCUUCGCAUGGUUGCCCGGUUCAGAUCCUGUGGUGGUGUUUUCGGUCUCGACGAUUGGACGAUGUUGUUCACAAUGUGCCUUUUGGUUCCACUUUCAGCAUUGUCGGUUGUCUUGGCCAACGCCGGCUUGGGAAGAGAUAUGUGGACGCUUCCUUUCGAAAAUAUUACUCGCAUCCUCUAUAUUUACUUUUGGGACGAGUUGCUCUAUUUGAGUAUUCUUCCAAUGACCAAAAUAUCGAUCUGCUGCUUCUACCUUCGCAUCUUCCCGGAUCGGCAGUUCCGGGCCAUCACUUGCAUGGUUAUUGGGCUUAACGUCAGCUAUUUGAUCGCCUUUAUACUUAUAUCAGUAUUUCAGUGUCGCCCAUUAGACGGUGCAUGGCUCCAUUGGGAUGGAGAAGGAAACUACAAGUGCAAUCAUAUAAAUGCCCAGGGCUGGUCAGCUGCAAUUAUCAAUAUGGUUCUUGAUAUAAUCGUCAUGGCGCUACCAUUGCGACAGCUCUACCAUCUGAAUCUUUCCGUGAGGAAGAAAGUGUACGUGAUGUGCAUGUUCGGUCUAGGUAUCUUUGUCACCCUAGUCAGUAUUCUGAGGUUAAAUUCCCUUAUUCACUUUGCUUCUACUAGCAAUCUGACUUGGGACUAUGUGACCAUUGGGUAUUGGAGUACCAUUGAAUGUGAUGUUGGCGUUAUUUGUGCGUGUUUGCCUGCCAUUAGGUCAUUGCUACGUCUUAUUUUGCCCGGGUUCUUUGGUGACACUGAGAACGUCAAGUCAAACGUCAUGAACUCUCACUCUCACUCUCACUCUCGCGGCACCGGCUCCCGUUUUGAAGGAAACAUUUAUGUCCAGAGUAAGAACGAUGAGCGCAAUUUUUACCCACUUGGUGACAUGGACACCUCCAGCGAGGCUCAGCUAAACCACCACCAAACUUAG